Fonticula alba is the source of this 941-nucleotide messenger RNA. RefSeq lists its product as hypothetical. The transcript is spliced from 6 exons. Gene Ontology annotation, cellular component: cytoplasmic exosome (RNase complex); nucleolus; nuclear exosome (RNase complex). The record is from RefSeq and is a predicted model, not a curated record. Gene Ontology annotation, biological process: poly(A)-dependent snoRNA 3'-end processing; nuclear mRNA surveillance; U4 snRNA 3'-end processing. Bases 134 to 907 code for a protein of 257 amino acids. NCBI's taxonomy places the organism in Eukaryota, Rotosphaerida, Fonticulaceae.
CUCCCUCUCUCUCCCCCUCCCCUCUUCCUUCCGGUCUUCUCCAUCCGUCUUUGCCUCGCCCCGCCUCUGGCUCCCGUCUUCCUUUUCCCCUGCUGUCCUCCCCCGCAUCUCCCUUCCCUCCCUCCCUCCCAUAAUGUUUGCCUCCCGGGAGUUCGUCUCGCCAGAGGGUCUCCGCCUGGAUGGGCGGCGAGUCAAUGAGCUCCGGCGCCUGCGUGUGCGCUCCGGCCCGCUGACCGAUGCCGACGGCUCCUCCUACCUCGAGCUCGGUAAUACUCGCGUUCUGGUGGCCGUGUAUGGCCCGCGCGAGGUCUCCAGUGCCAAGGCCGCGCGCCAGACCACCCAGUCCAGUGACCGUGCCACGGUGUGCUGCCAGUUCAGCAUGGCCACUUUCAGUGGUGGCGAGCGUCGCCGCAAGAUCAAGGGUGACCGCCGCACCAUGAGCCACGCAUCGGCCCUGGAGAAGGCCUUUUCCUCGACCAUUGCCAUUGAUAAGAUCCCCCCGCGGUCGCAAAUUGACAUCUUCGUCGAGGUUCUCCAGUCCGAUGGCGGAAUGCUUGUGGCCUGCAUCAAUGCCACAACCCUGGCCCUGAUCGACGCUGGCAUCGAGAUCCGUGACUACCUGUGUGCCUCCUCUUCGGCUCUGCUCAAUGAUAUCACCGUCAUCGACCCGAACCAGAACGAAGAGCAGUCUUUCGGCGGCUCGCCGACGGCCACCGUUGCCGUGCUCCCGGUGACCGGCGGUGUGGUGUACCUGGAUGUGGAUACCCGCCUGCACAUCGACCGGUUAGAGGAGCUGGUCAACCAGGCUACCACCGGGGCCCUGACCAUCCACACCCUGCUGGAGAAGGUGGUCCGCGACCGGACCCAGAGCACCGUCUCCACCACGUCGGCCCAGCAAAAUGCCUGAGGUUGCCGGCGUGAGCCAAAGCUCCCCCCCCCCC